CGGGCCCCGCGCUUGGUGCAGUGUCACGGCCGGCCCGGCGCGCCCGGCCAUGAAGCAGGAGGGCGCGUCCCGCCGCCGCGGCGACAAGGCCAAGGCCCCCCCCGACGGGCCGCCCCCCGCGCCCCCCGACGUCGAGAUGCAGGAGGAGGCGGCGGCCGAGGGGGCCGGGGAGCGGCAGCCGCAGCGGGAGCUGGACGCCAUCACGUUGGAGGAUAUCAAGGAGCACGUGAAGCAGCUGGAAAAGGCGGUGUCGGGGAAGGAGCCGCGCUACGUGCUGCGGGCGCUGCGGGCGCUGCCCUCCACCUCCCGCCGCCUCAACUCCAACGUGCUCCACAAAGCCAUCCACGGCUUCUUCACCUCCAACAGCACCACGCGGGAGUUCCUCCUCGGCUUUCUGGAGGAGUCCAUGGACACGGAAGCGGAGCUGCAGUUCCGCCCGCGGACGGGGAAGGCGGCCUCAGCCCCGCUCCUGCCAGAAGUGGAGACCUACCUCCAGCUCCUCCUGGUCAUCUAUCUGAUGAACAGCAAGCGAUACCCGGAGGCUCAGAAAGUGUCCGAUGACCUGAUGCAGAAGAUCAGUUCCCAAAACCGUCGGGCCCUUGACCUGGUGGUGGCAAAAUGUUAUUACUACCACUCCCGCAUCUACGAAUUCCUGAACAAACUCGAUGUGGUCAGGAGCUUCCUGCACGCCCGGCUACGGACAGCCACGCUGCGCCACGAUGCUGAUGGACAGGCCACCCUCCUGAACCUCCUGCUGAGGAACUAUCUCCACUACAACCUCUACGACCAAGCAGAGAAACUUGUCUCCAAGUCAGUGUUCCCGGAACAGGCCAACAACAACGAGUGGGCUCGGUACCUCUACUACACAGGGCGCAUCAAGGCCAUCCAGCUGGAGUACUCGGAGGCGCGGCGGACGAUGACGAACGCGCUGCGGAAGGCGCCGCAGCACACGGCCGUGGGCUUCAAGCAGACGGUGCACAAGCUGCUGAUCGUGGUGGAGCUGCUGCUGGGGGAGAUCCCAGACAGGCUGCAGUUCAGACAGCCCUCCCUCAAGCGCUCGCUCAUGCCCUAUUUCCUCCUGACUCAGGCCGUCAGGACUGGGAACCUGGCCAAGUUCAACCAAGUCCUUGAUCAGUUUGGGGACAAGUUCCAGGCUGAUGGCACCUAUACCCUGAUCAUCAGGCUGAGGCACAAUGUCAUCAAGACAGGUGUCCGUAUGAUCAGCCUCUCCUAUUCCCGCAUCUCCCUGGCUGACAUUGCCCAGAAGCUGCAGCUGGACAGUCCGGAGGAUGCGGAGUUCAUCGUGGCCAAGGCCAUCCGGGAUGGUGUGAUCGAGGCCAGCAUCAACCACGAGAAGGGCUACGUCCAGUCCAAGGAGAUGAUUGACAUCUACUCCACCCGUGAGCCCCAGCUGGCCUUUCACCAGCGCAUCUCUUUCUGCCUGGACAUCCACAACAUGUCUGUCAAGGCCAUGAGAUUCCCACCCAAAUCUUACAACAAGGACUUGGAAUCUGCAGAGGAGCGCCGGGAGCGCGAGCAGCAGGACCUGGAAUUCGCCAAGGAGAUGGCAGAGGACGAUGACGACGGUUUUCCAUGACCCUUGGGCCCAGCUGUAUUUUUUUAUUUGUCCCUAGGGAAGAUGCUGUCUGAGCGGAGCCCCCCGCAGCCCCCUCCCCCUCUGCCUUUCUUUUAUAAAUACCUGCAUGUCUGUGCUGCGGGAGGGGACAGGGGGGUGCCCUGGGCCCCCGGGCCCUGUGCCCCCAUCCCCCUUCCCCAAGAACUAAACAUUCUUUUAAGGUUGCUGGUGGUGAGGGUCGUGGCUGAGCCUGGCACAGGCACAGACCAGGAAUUUGGGAGCUCCAGGGGAUGCAGGGCCAGGGCAGGUGGGGGGCAGGAGCCCGGGACCGCGGGUGCCCCCAGCUCUCACAACAAUAAUGGGGUCAAACUUUGUUAAGCAUCAAUUAUGACUUUUAAAAUAAAAGUUAGAAAAACACCA
This is a messenger RNA of Apus apus (common swift), 1996 nucleotides long. It is a transcript of the gene PSMD3, whose product is annotated as proteasome 26S subunit, non-ATPase 3. NCBI's taxonomy places the organism in Eukaryota, Metazoa, Chordata, Aves, Apodiformes, Apodidae. Gene Ontology annotation, cellular component: proteasome complex; proteasome regulatory particle, lid subcomplex. Gene Ontology annotation, biological process: regulation of protein catabolic process; ubiquitin-dependent protein catabolic process. The record is from RefSeq and is a predicted model, not a curated record. Gene Ontology annotation, molecular function: enzyme regulator activity; protein binding. The transcript is spliced from 12 exons. The coding region runs from base 50 to 1597 and encodes 515 amino acids.